Apis laboriosa (Himalayan honeybee) is the source of this 1705-nucleotide messenger RNA. RefSeq names its product sorting nexin-2 (gene Snx1). Gene Ontology annotation, cellular component: endosome membrane; endosome. Bases 42 to 1574 code for a protein of 510 amino acids. Lineage: Eukaryota; Metazoa; Arthropoda; Insecta; Hymenoptera; Apidae. The transcript has 7 exons. The record is from RefSeq and is a predicted model, not a curated record. Gene Ontology annotation, biological process: early endosome to Golgi transport. Gene Ontology annotation, molecular function: phosphatidylinositol binding.
UAUAUACUUACAUUUCUCGGUAAAUUGACAGAAUUGUUAAAAUGGCUGAUAUAAAAGAAUCUCCGCCACUAUUUGAUACUAAUGAAACAAAAGUUGAUGAUUUAGAUGAUGAUGAUGAAGAUAUUUUUGCAUCAGCAGUACAGGAUCAAAGUCAAUUGGAAGAUUCACCUCCAUAUAACGGAGUAUCUACUAUUCAAACAGAGUUACCAAAAUUGAUUUUGCGAGAUGUACCAGAAGAAAAUUCAUUUUCAUCAGUAUCAAGUCCUGCACCAGGACCAUUAAGUUCACCAUUGGGACCAAUGAAUACUGAUAUAGGAGAUCUCCAUGAUGUUCCCAUAAAUGAUAAUAUAGAUAUAUUAUCAAAUGUUAUGCAAACUCAAUCAACUGAUAUGGUAUCAACAGAUUCUUCCGAUGUUUUUUUAAAAAUUACAGUUACUUCUCCUCAAAAAAUAGGAGAUGGAAUGGGUGCUUAUGUUGCUUAUAAAGUUGAAACAAAAACAAAUAUGCCAAUAUUUAGAAAAAGAAAUUUUAGUGUUAUUAGACGUUUUAGUGAUUUUCUUGGUCUCCAUGACAAAUUAACAGAUAAAUAUCUUAGAAAUGGCAGAAUAAUUCCACCUGCUCCAGAAAAAAGUGUCAUUGGAACAACCAAAAUUAAAAUGUCUGGUGAUAAGAAUCAGGAACAAAAUUCUAGUUCUACAGAAUUUAUUGAAAAACGCAGAGCAGCACUUGAAAGAUAUUUGAAUAGAACUGCAGCUCAUCCAGUACUUAGUGUUGAUCCUGAUUUUAGAGAAUUUUUAGAAGCUGAUAUGGAAUUACCUAAAGCUACUAAUACAUCUGCACUUAGUGGUAAAGGCGUAAUGAGGCUUUUUAACAAAGUUGGAGAAACUGUUAAUAAGAUAACAUAUAAAAUGGAUGAAACUGAUAAAUGGUUUGAAGAAAAGACAUCACAAAUUGAUUCUCUCGAUGUUCAACUACGUGCAUUACAUUCUGCUGUAGAUACUUUAACUAAUCAGAGAAGAGAAUUAGCAACAUGUACUGGUGCAACAGCAAGAUCUAUCGCAGUUCUUGGUCAUGGUGAACCAGGAGCAUCUUUGGGAAGGGCAUUAGCUCAACUAGCUGAAACUUUAGAAAAAGUAGAAGUAAUCAGAAGAGCACAAAGUAACAGUGAUCUUUAUCAAUUUGGAGAGAUGUUAAGAGAUUAUGUUGCACUCAUUGGAGCAAUAAAGGAUGUAUUUCAUGAAAGAGUAAAAGUUUUUCAAAAUUGGCAACAUGCUCAAAUGAUGCUAAAUAAGAAACGAGAACAAAAAGCAAGAUUAGAACAAUCUGGAAGAACUGACAAAACAAGUCAAGCUGCUACUGAAGUAAUAGAAUGGGAAGCAAAAGUUGAUAGAGGACAAGAAGAAUUUGAUAAUAUUUCAAAAAUGAUUAAAAAAGAACUCGAACGAUUUGAAUUAGUAAGAGUAGAAGACUUUAAAAAACAAUUAACAGAAUAUUUGGAAUCUAUGUUACAAUAUCAAAAUCAACUUAUUAAAUAUUGGGAAAGCUUUUUGCCAGAAGCACGAGCAGUUGCAUGAAUAUUUCCUAAUAAUAUUGAAAUCUUUUUUUAUCAUAAGAAAAAAAAAAAAUCUAUAAAUGAAAAAUUUCGUGCAAUUUUUAAAAUAAACUUCUAAUAAAUGAUAAAUAACGUUUUGUGGAAAACGUAUAU